Triticum turgidum subsp. durum (durum wheat) is the source of this 816-nucleotide messenger RNA. The record is from the annotation of a GenBank genome assembly. NCBI's taxonomy places the organism in Eukaryota, Viridiplantae, Streptophyta, Magnoliopsida, Poales, Poaceae.
AUGAACACCAUGCUGUCAGAAAAUGCUGAAAGGAAGCCACGUGUGCUUCAUAAUCUGCAAAAGCAGCUAGAUGAGGCUGUCCUCGAUAUGCAACUCUAUGAGAAAGCUCUAGAUGUGUUUGAGGAUGAUCCUGCUACCGCUGGCAUAUUACACGAUCAUCUGCUAAGAACUAUGGCUACUCCAGUAGUCAACAAGAUUUUAUUUAGUCUGGACAAGGACAACAAAUUGAAGAAUGGAAUGGAGUUUGAAGACAGCGAAGAACAGGAUGUUCAGCUGAGCAGUACUGAGCGUACUUUUCUGGCAAAGAAUCUUCCAGGGCAAUUGUCAUCGAAGGCUCAAGCUUUAAUAGAAGCAGUGGAGGGAAAGCGGUUUGAUUCAUUUAUGGACGCCUUAAGAGAUGCAGCAGAGGAAAGUGGCUUGUUAUUUAAGAAGCUUGAUGAAGGACUAGAGCGAUCAAUGCUGCGUUCCUACCACAAGGAUUUGACAGCACAAGUUUCUUCAGAGACUGAUCCAGUGUCCUUCCUCCCAAAAGUUGUUGCUCUGCUUUUUCUCCAGGCAUACAACAAGGCUCUUCAGGCACCUGAAAGUGCUGUUCGUGCUGUCAUCACACUACUGAAGGACAAGCUACCAGCUUCAACCUUCAAGGUUUUAACUGAAUAUCACGGCACCACCGUGAAACUUCUCGCACUACAAGAUGCUGCUACUGGUGAUGAAGAUGAUUGCACAUCGGACCGAAUGCUGGAGAAGCAGGAAGACCUGGAAGAGAGGCUGAUGCCAGAACUAAAAUCCCUGGCCCUGGGCACAGGCAAAGAGUGA